Austrofundulus limnaeus is the source of this 1846-nucleotide messenger RNA. RefSeq names its product TLC domain containing 3Bb (gene tlcd3bb). The coding region runs from base 465 to 1373 and encodes 302 amino acids. Gene Ontology annotation, molecular function: sphingosine N-acyltransferase activity. Gene Ontology annotation, cellular component: endoplasmic reticulum; membrane. Gene Ontology annotation, biological process: ceramide biosynthetic process; lipid homeostasis. NCBI's taxonomy places the organism in Eukaryota, Metazoa, Chordata, Actinopteri, Cyprinodontiformes, Rivulidae. The record is from RefSeq and is a predicted model, not a curated record. The transcript has 7 exons.
GAGUCAACGGUGCAUCUCUGUGCUGCUGUGGCGAGAGACAGAGGCGAGGACAUAGCGACAGGAUCYGCUAACAACACGUCCACAUCUGGAUCAGACGGUCUUCUCGUCCUUCAGCCGCCUUCACCCAUCUUAUUCAGUCAACGCCAUCUGAUUACGCUGACUGGCUCGGAUGCCAGUCACCAACAUUUCGCAGUAAACGAACCUCACACAGAUUUUGAUCAAAGUUAGCUGGCGUUAGCUCGCGCUGCUGCUACCCUUCAAACAUUCAAGCGGCCACAUAAAGAUGCGGAGCAUCGAGGCUGAGAGCCCUGGGGUAUCUUUAAACGCUUCCCGCAGGACACGACCUUCGACUGGCCGCUGACUGGACUCUGCAGAGUCGCUGUGGAGAGGACGGAGAGCGACAGAUCUCAAGGACCAGAUUGUCUGCUGAACUAUUUGCCUCUUGAGUCAGCUCGCCGGGGACCAUGCUGAUCAUCUUGGCUGCUGGGUCCGUGUUCUUYCCGGGCCUUUUCCUUCUGUCCAAACAAUGCCUGAAGUCCAUCCCGGCGCUGAGAUGGAGCGAAGGAGAUGCGGUCAUUGUAUCAGCCAGGUUGGUGUCGUCAAUUCAGGCGGUCAUGGCUUCGUCAGCAGGAUACAUCAUCGCUUCUUCCUGUGAGGACAUCAUUGAGGACCAGCACUGGCUGACCAGCACUUACAUCAUGUUUGCCGUUCCCUACUUCGUGUACGACAUCUACGCAAUGUUCAUGUGCUACUGGUACAAGCUGCGGGUCAAAGGGCACGAGGAGGCCUCGGCCGCCCCCCAGCGCAUGAGCUCGGCCCUGACCAGCUACCUGCGCCGCGAGUUCCUCAUGGUGCUGCACCACGUCGUCAUGGUCGCCGUCUGCUUCCCCGUGUCUGUGUUUUGGCGGCAAGGCAAGGGGGAUUAUUUCCAGGGCAUAAUGUUCAUGGCUGAGCUCAGCACCCCGUCUGUCUGCUUAGGAAAAAUACUCAUUCAGUACAAACAGCAACACACUCUGCUGCACAAAGUGAAUGGGGCUCUUAUGCUGAUCACAUUUUUCAUCUUUCGAGUCCUACUCUUCCCUUACCUCUACUACAAAUAUGGAAGGUACGCAUCGAUCCCCUUCCUCAUGGUUCCCUUCACGGUGCCGUGGCACUGUAACCUCGGCGCCGCUCUGCUCAUGGCGCCCCAGCUCUACUGGUUCUCGCUCAUCUGCAGGGGCGCGCUGCGACUGUUCACGGGCGCCUCCCGCUCCCAGAGGCCGCCCGCCGCCGCCACCCCCACCGCCAAGGAGCAGACGGACGGCAGCGCGCCGCCGCAGCCCGCCAACGGCUACAGCAGCCGCUCCACAGAGCCCGAGCUGACCACUCACUGAGACGAGUGGCGGGGAGGGGAGGGGAGGGGGGAGGAGGAGGGCGAAUGUAUCAAAAAGUGUGUAAAAAGGGAAAGCGGGACUUUAAAAAAAAAAACGACAAACAAGUUCAGACGAUGACCUCAGAUUGUGCUGAAGUGUUUGUAGCCGGACGAACAACUGAACGGCUGCACUGACCUCAGCUUCUUAGUUUGUAGGAACCAAACGGAGUGUUAGGGGCGCCCAGUAUUACGAUGUCAUCAGGCACUGUGAAAGAUAGGAACAUGCACUGACCUGAGAGGAACUUGCCUGGAUUUUUAGCGAGCAUAGAUGGCUAUUUCCCUCACGUAGAUCAAAUACAGUCCUCUCUGCCUCAUAGUAUAGGGAGCGCUGGAAAAUAGGAAUGUAUUAUAUUGUAUGUUAGUACGUUUGCUGUAGAUGAAAGGCCUGAUUCAGUUUAGUAGGAAAAAAAUACCUUCAACAACAAAAAAAAAAAG